Molecule: messenger RNA, 928 nt
Organism: Phyllostomus hastatus (greater spear-nosed bat)
Lineage: Eukaryota; Metazoa; Chordata; Mammalia; Chiroptera; Phyllostomidae
Gene: MZB1
Product: marginal zone B and B1 cell specific protein
Exons: 4
Coding region: 128-718 (196 amino acids)
Biological process (GO): regulation of B cell proliferation
Cellular component (GO): endoplasmic reticulum chaperone complex; extracellular region
Source: RefSeq, a predicted model, not a curated record
GAGGUGCACCUCUGGGCGAAAGGGAGAAAAUGGGAGGGUUGAGGUGUCGGUUCCCCAUUGGUCUGGGCCAGGUGCUCUGGGGAGGCCCCCACCGCACACUCGUACAUCUGCAUCCUGACCACAGCCCAUGCUCACCGAGCUGGCUCCACGAACCAUGAGGCUGUCACUGCCACUGCUACUGCUGCUGCUGGGGGCCUGGGCUAUCCCAGGGGGCCUCGGGGACAGUGCUCCACUCACGGCCACUGCCCCACAGCUGGAUGAUGAGGAGAAGUUCUCAGCUCACAUGCCUGCGCACUUUCGCUGUGAUGCCUGCAGGGCGGUGGCCUACCAGAUGGGGCAACAUCUGGCAAAGGCAGAGGCCAAGCUUCACACCCACAGGGGGCAUCAGGAGCUGAGCGAGUCGGUUUACACAGAUGUCCUGGACAAGAGCUGCUCCCAGGCCUGGCAGGACUACGGGGUUCGAGAAGUGAACCAGGUGAAACGUCUCACGGGCCCAGGACUUAGCAAUGGGCCAGAGCCACACAUCAGUGUGAUGAUCACAGGGGGCCCCUGGCCCAUCAGGCUCUCUGUGACAUGUCUGCACUACCUGGGGGAGUUUGGAGAAGACCAGAUCUAUGAAGCCCACCAACAAGGCCAAGAGGCUCUGAAGGCAUUGCUGUGUGGAGGCCCCAGGGGGGCCUGCUCAGAGGAGGUGCCAGUCACAAGGGCAGAGCUCUAGUCCAACUCCUCCUUCCCGUUGGGGUCAGCCCCUGAGGACAGCGGGGCUUCUUCUGGAUCUGCUCUGACUCCUUUCUACAGGCUGCUUGAGGGCAGGGAGGCCUUGCUCUUCUGGGCUGCCACUCUCCCUCCUCCUCCGGCUUUGGGGCGCUGGGGUCUGGGAGGGGUCAGGCCUUCCCCUGUGGACUCAAAUAAAACUCAGGGACCUCGA